Molecule: messenger RNA, 2963 nt
Organism: Leptonychotes weddellii (Weddell seal)
Lineage: Eukaryota; Metazoa; Chordata; Mammalia; Carnivora; Phocidae
Source: RefSeq, a predicted model, not a curated record
UGCUUAACUGACUGAGCCACGCAGGCACCCCAAGUGCGGUCUCUUUUUAAACUGAGAUCUGGAGAUGUCACUAUCCUAGAGAAGUGGUGUCAGGACUCCAACCCAGGGCUUUCUGACUCGAAAGAAAGUCUUCAUCCUUCAUUCUCCCACUGCCCUGCCCCUGUCUCUGACUAAAGUUGCUGUGGAAUAUGGUGCAGCUCAGUGGCCAGAGAGAUCGGAGGUUUUCUUUCACCUCCGGUCCAAACCCUAGCCACAGCUAAGCUGCCUCCUGAGAAAAUAGUAGCUUUGGAAACAAGCAGACUAUUGAAGGGGACUCUCUCCCUUGGAGAAAUGGAAACAAUCUAUUUAAUGGCGAUUUAUAUAAGCUAGAAAGAAAUCACGUACCUGGUUCAAGAUCCCCCUCUCCCCUGCUUCCUACAUCUUAGUGCACCUUUUAGGUUUCCUUAACAAUAGCAGUUUUAACAUUGCUUUUAAUUAGAUGAAUUAAGAAUGUUCUCUGGUGUUUUCACCCCCUCCCGCCCCCCUAUCACCUUCAGUUCCCCAUUGCUGUGAGAGCUGUGAUUGCCAUGGUAACGGGACUCCCAGUUGAGCUUGACUCUCACUGGUCUUUCUGGUCAGGGGAAAGUUAGGGGCAGGCCUUCCUGGUGAACAGAGUUCUGACUGCCUUUCCAGGGGGCUGCCUUAAAGCCAUGAAAAGAGCUAAAAGGCUGUAAGGAGAGCACAAGCAAGCUUCCUGCAGAAAAGCCCAAGUGUGCCCUAGUCUUGCUCGAGAGAGUUCUAGCCUUCCUCCUAAAGUAAGAGGGCCCCAGCAUCCCAAGUUUGCCAGUAUGUGUAAGAGGCCUUCUUUCCUCCCUGUGGUUAACUUGCUUCCGGCCAUAGAAGGGACUUUGUUAUUCUUGGUAACAAAUUUUUCUCCUCGAAUUCUCUUUUCUUCCCUCUUUUCUCCCCCACCCAGAGAGUUUUCAACGUCCUUUACCCCAUGCCUGCCGACCAGCGGAGACAUGUCAGCAUCAACUCUGCCCGUUGGCUGCCCGAGCCAGGGCUUGGCCUGGCCUAUGGUACCAACAAAGGAGACCUGGUGAUCUGCCGACCAGAGGCCUUAAACUCUGGUGUUGAGUACUAUUGGGACCAGCUGAACGAGACUGUCUUCACGGUCCACUCCAGCAGCAGGAGCAGUGAAAGGCCUGGAACUAGCAGAGCUGCAUGGAGGACAGACAGAGACAUGGGUCUGAUGAACGCCAUUGGGCUGCAGCCCCGGAACCCCGCCACCUCCGUGACAUCUCAGGGCACCCAGACUCUGGCCCUUCAGCUGCAGAAUGCCGAAACGCAGACAGAGAGGGAGCUACAGGAGCCGGGGACAGCGGCUUCGGGUCCUGGGGAAGGUGAGGGCUCAGAGUCCGGUGCAAGCGGGGAAGAUGCCCUCAGCAGGAUCCAGCGGCUGAUGGCGGAAGGGGGCAUGACGGCCGUGGUGCAGCGGGAGCAGAGCACCACCAUGGCCUCCAUGGGUGGCUUCGGCAACAGCAUCAUCGUCAGCCACCGCAUCCACCGUGGCUCCCAGACCGGCGCUGAGCCCGCGGCCGUCCGCGCUGCCUCGCCCCGGCCCUCCGCCUCUCGGGGACUGCUCCCGGAGCCUGGGCAGCUGGCAGAGCGGGGCCUGAGCCCCCGGACAGCCUCCUGGGACCAGCCUGGUGCCCCCGGGCGGGAGCCGCCCCAGCCACCCCUGCCGCCUUCCUCCCCGGUCCCCUCCCCUCUCCCCCUUCCCGGCACCGAAGGACCAACCCUGCACUGCGAUCUGACCAGUAACAAUCACCUUGCUGAUGGCGGUGGCAGCGGCCGGGGGGAAGCUGCAGGCCCCAGCAGGGAGCCACGGAACAGGUAGAGACCCAUGUGUGCACUGGUGCUCCCCCUCGAACCGCUGAGCAGAAACCGGACCUCACAGCUGACUGGGAACUGUACGCGCGGAAGAGCUGCGGGCUGCAUCAGGGAACAGGAGCAGGGUGGGGGGGAUUGUCGAGUGAAGUCAGAGGCAGUGGGCAUGAGGCAGUCGAAUGGGCAGGGCUUGCCUCGGGACUAGAAGCUUCCAGGAUCUGGAGCCCAGGGGAGCCAUACUGCUGUGCUCCGUGUGAAUGGAGGAGGAAGUGGGUAUCCCUGCCAUGAACCCCCCUUUCUCCUAGAAACAUGGCUGAAGAGACUCACCCUUGGGCAGAGAGCCCCAGAAGGGUGAACUGUCUUCCAGAUUGGGGCCAAACCAUCCGGGACAGUGGCCGCUGGGGCAGCUUUGCCCUGGCCCCCUGUGGCACGGGUGGGGCCACUAGGAGCCCAAGAGCAGGAGGAGCAGCCUGGGCCCCAGGAACCACCUGUGUCUCUGAGCCUUCCAGAGCUUCAGCCUCUCUUUAUCAUCUUACCCCACAGAGACCACAGCCAGGGGUCAGGCCAGGCUCCCAGAUUCCUGAAGACAGGGACUUCCUGCACUUACUGAUGGGGGACAACCAUGGAGCCAAGGGAGCAGCUUGCUUGCCUGAUACAGGAUGGGGUCAAGGGACGGUGGGCAGGUCCUCACUCAGGAGUGGGGGGUGUAGGCUGGCCAGCCCCCGGGGCUUGUCCACCAAGCUCCUCUCCCCCUGCCCCCUCCCCAGCCCUCAGAGCAGCACCUGUGGGUGGCAGUAUUACAUGAGCCCAGGCCAAAGCCAGCCCCAGGCUGGGGGAGGGGAUGAGACUCCAGGUCAGAGUGUGAGGUCUCGGUCUGUGACUUAAGGUGUUGCAUGUGGAAUCUUGAACUGUACGUGUAGUUUCUAGUGGAGAAAUCAAGGCUCUGAUUAUUUUGUUUUUAGUAUGAAAAUGUGAUUUCUUUUCUGUUUGUAACUCAUCAUAGAAACAUUGUGGUGGGAGGAGAGGGGAUAGUCUGACUGCUAAUGAGGGAAACACCAAAGAUCUACAUCAUUAAAAUGAUGACAUGCCCCUCA